Stegastes partitus (bicolor damselfish) is the source of this 684-nucleotide messenger RNA. It is a transcript of the gene psmb11b, whose product is annotated as proteasome 20S subunit beta 11b. Lineage: Eukaryota; Metazoa; Chordata; Actinopteri; Pomacentridae. Gene Ontology annotation, cellular component: cytoplasm; proteasome core complex. The record is from RefSeq and is a predicted model, not a curated record. Bases 1 to 684 code for a protein of 227 amino acids. The transcript has 2 exons. Gene Ontology annotation, molecular function: threonine-type endopeptidase activity.
AUGUCUCAUGGCACCACCACCUUGGCUUUCAUGUUCCAGGGCGGCGUUCUAGCAGCAGCAGACACUCGGUCCAGUUGCUCUGGCCUCGUGGCGUGCCCAGCGUCCCAGAAGAUCCUGCCCAUUCACAGUCACUUGGUGGGCACUACCUCGGGUACGUCGGCCGACUGUGCGCUCUGGAAACGGAUCCUGGCUCGUGAACUACGGCUGUACCAGCUCCGCAACGGCCGGCGGUUGUCCACAAGAGGAGCUGCCAAAUUGCUUUCACACAUGCUUCAUCCUUUCAAGGGAACUGAGCUGUGUGUUGCUGCAACACUGUGUGGGUGGGAUGGAGGAGAGAAAGCAAGUUUCUCUGGACCCGGUCUGUUUUAUGUAUGCAGCGAUGGUACUCGCCUGCAGGGAACGCUCUUCUCUGUGGGCUCAGGAUCCCCCUAUGCCUACUCAAUUCUGGACCAAGGGGUUCGAUGGGGUCUGACAGUGGACGAGGCCACAUCAAUAGCUAGAGAAGCUGUGUACAGAGCUACGCACAGGGAUGCAUACUCAGGAAACUGUGUAGACAUCUAUCACAUCACCUCAAACGGAUGGACUCGCAGGAGCAGAGAGGAUUUGAAAGAGGAAUAUUACAGAGAAAAGGAGAGGCGAAGACAUGAGGGAAGGGGGAGACAGGACGUGACUUUGUCGGAGUAA